UCACACCCCAAACCAAGAACCAAAACCAGUUCAAACAUUUAAGCCAAGAAACACAGCAAGGAAAUCAAAAUGCCAUUCAAGAUCCUCCUCAAGGCCACUCGCCUCCCAGAAACCUCCCCCUCAACAUUCAAAUCCCGUCUAGAAGCGCACAUCGAGCUAGUCAAGCGUCUUACGGGUCCUGAUUUUCCCCUCUCCCAUCGACGAAGCUAUAUUGAUCGUCCUACUACUCCAUCUUCAGAGGGGACAUAUCCUACCACCGUGCUACUCGGACAGCAGAGUGAUUUCUCAUUCGACUCGAUAGCGGAAUUGACUUUCGAUGACGAGGCUGCGUUCGAGCGGUUUCAGGCGAAAGUGCGCGAGCCGGAGAUUGCAAGAGCAAUUCAGGAGGAUGAGCAUGGAUGGUCGGAUCGGGGGAAGCUGGGGAUUGUGGUGUUGGGAGAGGUGAGGGAGACGAAGAGGUGAUUUCAGUGGUUGAUGUUGAUGAUGAUCUACCCUACAGAGGGGGGGAUGAUGUGGGGUUAGUUUUGCGCUUUGAAGAAUCGAGGCAGAUCAAUUGGAUGUUAUAAGAGUAUAUGUGAGACUUGCAUAUCCUAGUAGAAGAUUUAUCGCCUAUCA
Molecule: messenger RNA, 615 nt
Organism: Aspergillus vadensis CBS 113365
Lineage: Eukaryota; Fungi; Ascomycota; Eurotiomycetes; Eurotiales; Aspergillaceae
Product: EthD domain-containing protein
Exons: 1
Coding region: 70-462 (130 amino acids)
Molecular function (GO): oxidoreductase activity
Source: RefSeq, a predicted model, not a curated record